Molecule: messenger RNA, 2238 nt
Organism: Dermacentor andersoni
Lineage: Eukaryota; Metazoa; Arthropoda; Arachnida; Ixodida; Ixodidae
Source: RefSeq, a predicted model, not a curated record
GCUUGAUCCGUGUCGGGUUUUGAAAGUCGGUUGAGGGCGAGGCACCGCGUGCGUUAUCUGCUAGCGCGUUUUUCGAAGUUAUGUCGUCACAAAGCGCAAACGCGCGUGCUUUGCGAAGAAAUAUGCGGGAAAAAACCCGAGAGAAUUUACGAAAGCUCCGAAAUGGAAACCGAACCAAGAUCAACAAGUCGAUGGGAACGGCCUACUGCGCUUUGAGAGAAGUCCGAAGCACGGCACGCCAGGCCUUGGAAAACGUCAAAUCUGCAGUUGAAAACAUCUCCAACAGGUGCCUGCAAGGAGGCCGAAGCCGUACAAAGUACCGACUUCCUCCAGGAUCUUACUCCCCUCUACACUGCCAGACACCUGUGAGGUUGUACUCCCCUUUUGGCAUCGAAACACCCAGCCCUGUCACACCUCGUCGCAGGACGCCUGGCCGCCGAACACCCAAAACGCGUGCACUGGGAACACCUGCCAGGAAACUGAGGGACGAGCUGAAGGAGAUCGAGACAGGCAUUGGGGAGCUGCACACAGUGGCUGAAAAGAUCUCCAAGCGACAAGCCAAGAAGACUUGAAGGAGGACAGAGCUGUGCAGCCAUCGCAAUGUCCAAGAAUAUGCCAAAGCAUCCACCGCUGAUAUAUUAAGCAAGUGUUUCUUGAGGCAGCAGCAUUCAGUCAUUACCUAUGCAAUUUUGUGUAAGCUACUAACUGUUUUAAGCAUGUAGGCUGGCAUAUGCAAGCUAGAGUUGCAAUGACUUUACAGACUUUUGCCCUAAAGUAAUUUCUCCACAACAUUCCGUGUUGCAGCCUCCCGGCUUGAGUAAAUGUAGAGAUUUAUUUUGUCAGCAUUGGCAGCAACAUGGUAAUCAUCAAUUUUUUUUUUUUUACAAGAACACUUACAACACAAACAUGUCUCUAACAUGUGGUUGCAUAUAAGAUAUCACAAUAUGCAAAGUUCUUACACCUCCUUGAAUUACCCUUGAAUUUGAAAAAAAGAGGUUCAAGGACCCUUAAAACUCCUUGAAAACUGCAGUCGCUGGUGACUUUUGAGCACUCAAGGUAACAAACAAUGUGUCAGGGCUACGCCAUGGAUACAGUCUAUUGGUACACGAUCCUAGAUAUUCACUUUCCAGAGUGUCGCAAAGCGAUGCAAUGAGGUAAGUCCAGAGACACUAACGGCACGCAUAUUUAGAUUACCACUGCCAUCAUGGAGCUAGACAGACAGGUCAAGUGACCAAGCUGUACCACUAUUUUUGUUAGCUCACACAGCAUCCAUCACUGCUCCAUUUUCGAGCCCUAGGCUAUAGAAAUGUUUGGUGAAAAGCAAGUUUCAGCCAUUUGGCUUUAAUGUGACGAGUGUCUUUGGCUGAAGCAGGACACUACUAACAAUCAUGCUAGAAGCUAAUCUAGAUCAUUACAAUGGAAAUGUCAACUUUGAAAAUUCACUUGAAGCCUGCAUCCUACUCAGCAACUGCUUAGGUGCAAGAAAUUGCAGCUAAGAGUUCGCUAUUUUCCAGUUUAUGUGCACAAAUAAGGUUUGUUUCCCACUACUUGAAAUUUGGCCUUUGUCAUCCUUAAUUGUCCUUGUAUUUUGAGUUCAGUGUUCUGUAUGAGCCCUGAAUGGAGAUGGAAGCACUAUCAGUGCUUCCAUCUCCAGUAUUCCAUGCAGGGGCAAUUCAUAUACUGACAAGCUAAAACUCCCUAGUGCUUAAAUACUCUUAUACUGCAGCUGUGCUGGCCAUUGCGCUGCUCUCAAUCAUUAAAAAAAAAAAAAAACUGCCAGUUUUACUCUGUACACCACAAGUCAAGCAUGUUGCUAUGAUCUAGCAGCAUUGUCUGUGCGAGAUAGAGGGGACUGUUUUACCUGUGUAAGUAUUUUAGCAGCUAUUUAUUAGGACUCAUUUUUCCUUUGAAUUAACAGUGCUGACAUUAGUUGCACUAGUUAAAACGGUUUUUAUAUUCAUGCCAAUGAAAGUCCACCCUACCAAGAUGGGCGAUUUGCUAGGCAUAUUGCAGCAGGGUUUGCAAAAACUAGCAAAGGUGUAUGGUUCAGUCAAUUGAUGCAGUGACAAGCACAGGCUACUUUGGAAACUGCAUGUUUAGCUAUUAUGCCUGUAGGCUGGCUUUAGUGUAUCAUAAUAUACUUCAGAUUCCAGCUAUUAUUUAUAAGGCAGCUGCUGUCACAUUGUUGCAUGUUGUGUAUGUCAUCUAUACUCAACAAAUAAAACGUUAAACAUUCCA